CAGGGAACCACACAUUGAGACACUCACAUUGGGAGGUUCACGUUGAGACAAUUCCUGCACUGUCUCACAGUGAGUGAGAGACGGAGAGACGUUUACCCACUGUCACGCAGAGAGGCUUCACAGAGCGCGAGGGAAAGGAGUGCAGAAAGAGACCCUCACACUGAGAGUGCCUGAAACACUGAGCCACACAAAGAUUCGUACUCGGAGCCAUGUCACGCACCAGCAAGGAAUUCAAAGGGACACAGUGACCCCACACGUUGAUAGAGACAGAGACACAGAGAAGCUGAGACUGGUAUAACUGAGCCUGAGUCAGCGUGAGAGCCCGAAAGAACACUCGAGUCGAGAGACUCCCAGAGCUGCAGAGAGUACCAUGUCCCGCACUGGCAAGGGUGUUGCUAAUAAAGGAUCGUAUGGCUAUCAGAAGCAGAAGGAAAAGGAACAGCGAACAUGCAUCAGAUUCAAAUGUGUUUUAACAAACACAAUAUUAGAUGUUCUUCGACAACGCCCUGGGUGGAUUGAAGUCAAAGAUGAAGGAGAAUGGGAUUUUUACUGGUGUGACGUCAGUUGGUUGCGUGAGAACUUCGGCCACACAUACAUGGAUGAACAUGUUCGGGUUUGUCAUUUUCGCAAUCACUAUGAGCUGACGAGGAAAAACUUCAUGGUGAAAAACUUGAAGAGAUUUAGGAAACAGCUUGAGCGUGAACAGGGCAAGCUCGAGGCCAGCAAGUGUGACUUCUUCCCCAAAACGUUUGAGCUACCCAUUGAGUACCAUCUCUUUGUCGAGGAGUUUAAGAGAAACCCUGGAAUCACAUGGAUCAUGAAACCAGUUGCACGAUCACAGGGUAAAGGUAUUUUUCUUUUCCGAAAACUCAAAGAUAUCAUGGAAUGGAGAAAGGAUGGAAACCGUUCAGAUGAUCCCAAAGAUGAAAGCCCAGUGGAGAGUUAUGUAGUGCAGCGCUACAUUGAGAACCCUUACCUGAUAGGAGGUAGAAAGUUUGACCUGCGGGUUUAUGUACUGGUGACCUCUUAUGCCCCUCUGAAAACCUGGUUAUACAGAGAUGGAUUUGCUCGGUUUUCAAGCACCCGAUUUUCCCUGAAUAGCAUCGAUGAUAAUUUUGUACAUCUCACAAAUGUUGCAGUGCAGAAGACUGCUCCUGACUAUGAUCCAGAGAAGGGCUGUAAAUGGUUGAUGCAGCAGCUGCGACAGUAUCUGACUGCAAAGCACGGCACAGAGACAGCAACCACCCUUUUCAGAGAAAUCGACAACAUCUUCAUCAAGAGCCUGCAGAGUGUGCAGAAUGUGAUCAUCAAUGACAAGCACUGCUUCGAGCUCUAUGGAUACGACAUUCUCAUCGACCAGAACCUUAAACCGUGGCUAUUAGAAGUGAAUGCUUCCCCAUCGCUAAUAGCUACCAGCCAGGAGGAUUAUGAGCUGAAGUGCCGUCUCCUGGAAGACACAGUGCAUGUCAUUGAUAUGGAGGGAAGACUUUCAGGAAAGGAGAAGCGGGUUGGAGGAUUUGACCUGAUGUGGAAUGAUGGUCCUGUCUUCAGUGAUGAUGCAAACCUGGACUCCAUUGUAGGCACCAACUUCGUUGCUAACACUCAUUUGGGAUGUAUAAAUGACAGAAAAAAGCAAUUGUGGCAGCUUUUUAAACCACUUCACACGCAAAGAAAGUAGCAGUGACUGCCAUCA
This is a messenger RNA of Callorhinchus milii (elephant shark), 1693 nucleotides long. It is a transcript of the gene ttll9, whose product is annotated as tubulin tyrosine ligase-like family, member 9. The transcript has 14 exons. Lineage: Eukaryota; Metazoa; Chordata; Chondrichthyes; Chimaeriformes; Callorhinchidae. The record is from RefSeq and is a predicted model, not a curated record. Gene Ontology annotation, cellular component: cilium. Gene Ontology annotation, molecular function: tubulin binding; tubulin-glutamic acid ligase activity. Bases 371 to 1678 code for a protein of 435 amino acids. Gene Ontology annotation, biological process: protein polyglutamylation; microtubule cytoskeleton organization.